AUGAAAAGACUUUUUAAGCGUAAUACAAGUAAGUAUGAUGAUCAGCACAACUCCUUUGUUGUGUCUUUCAAUGCUAUGAAGCCCCUAUGGCUUCAAGAGCAACGUAAGGGUUUACACUUAUCUGCUGACGAGCAGAACAUAAUCCUUAACAACCAGCGCGGAGCUUUAGAACAAUUAAUUCUAGCUAACGGUCUCGACACCGCGCUAUACCAGAGACUCUUUCCUCUUCCUCUCCUCCAAGAAAGCGACCUUAACCUUCAACUCCUUUCACAUGAGAAAGAGUUGGACGAUGCCUUCUGUAGGGAGAUAGGGAAAAUCGUUCCAUACCUUCAGAACUCCACCAUACAAGGUGUUGAGUCUUAUAGACGCGCUUUAGACUCCGCAAUGCUUUCAAUUGCGAAGAACAGCUCUCGGAAAGACAUCCUUGAUAAGCUUGCAGCGCCAUAUUUAGCCACCCUACUCUCUAAGGUGUAUGGGCUAGUUAAGUCUUACUAUGAGACAAGUCUCACUCAAACACACCUGAAUCCUCAAUCUUCCCUCCUCGGAAAUCUUGACCUUAUAAUACGUCUCAUGGAAGAUGAUGGCUUGCGGGCCAAUAUAGGAUCAUCCAUUACACCACCUAAGCAGAAUAACCACCCCGUAGAGAAUUAUUCGACUCGCUUUGAGGACUAUGUCCUCCGCAUAGAUGGGAUACGCAUGGAUUCUAUCGAAAUGCACAAUAACCAUGCAUUACGGAACGAACGAAGACGUCAGUUCGUCUCCGGGUUGGAUGAAAAUCUACGUAUCCUUGUUGUACCCCCUGGGUAUUACUGCUUUUGGCAUUCUUUCAAACAGGCGUACUUUAAUGGAUUUACUAGACUACACCCAACCGUGCCCUUAUUUGGUAAGAAACCAAAUACUAAAACUAACAAUAAUAACCAAACUAACGGUAAAUCGAAAGGUAAGAAUAACAACAAAAAGUCUAACAAUAAUAACAAGAAAAACGAUAACAAGAAAAAUAAUUCUUCCACUAACAACACCACGUACCAGACACCUGGAUUUUUGAACAACAAUAAAUCCACCGGUAACAGUACUAACAAAAAGCCUUCUCGUAAUCAGAAACGACAAUCGCAGAUUAAUACCAUUGCCACUGAAGUUAGUGAACAGCGCACGUUGUUGCAGUCAUUAAUAGACAAACUGUCCUUAUUUGAUAUACCACACGCGACACUCACUAUCAUAUGCUUCAUCGCCAUACUGUCAUCUACAUCUGCAUGGAAUUGUCCUCGCACGCCUCCUCACUAUCCAUCCGUUUUUCGUCAAUCAACAUAUGAUCUUUCGGUCACUGAGUCGCUUGAAAUCAGUAAAAUGCAUAACAAGUGCAAACCAGAAGAUUUCCACCCGUCUUUACGCAUCGGUAGCUACUUCGUCACCGACGGCUCGACAUUUGCCAAAAAAUCACACGCUGACGAAACGGAACUGAAAACGUGUACACCCUACAUAACAUUCCUCAAUAAGUCAAAUAAUGAUGUUUUCAUCGCACGCCGGCAUGACAAUCAAUUCGCACCCACGACUUUUGACUUACUUCUAGACAUAUAUGCAUACCAUCACGCAUUCAAUGAGACAUGCCCCCAGACAGGAGAAGAAGAAUUGUCCCUCCCUUCAGGAAGGACUGUGCCGACAACGCCAAUCCGAAAGCGAAAGCGUCUAGACGCCUUCGACAUCGCUUUCUUUCCGGAAAUGAAAGAUCUCAGAAAAGAUUUCGACCUCAAAACUUUCAAAAUAACCGAUUUGGAAGCAGAAUUAGAACGCCUGAAACAGAAAGCUUCUCUCGCAACGGAUGCCCUCCUACGAAUGAAACAUGCGCCAACCACAGUUAGUCCUCGCAUCACUCAACUCGAAUCCGCCUUAGAAGAGUCUCGACAACAAACUUCUUCGGCUCAGUCGGCAUUUCUAUCCAGUCAGAAAAUGGUAGAGGACCUUCGGAAGGACAUCACAGACCUUCAAGAAGAGCAGCGUCGUUAUCGCCAGCUCUCAGAGGGAUCUCAGAACGCGAUGGUCACCGUUCAACAAAGCUAUACAACGGAGAAGAAUAAAUUAAUGAAAGAACACGAAUCUCGACUCGCCACUAUGCGUGCUUCGCAUACAGACGCGAUUGAACGCCUUUGUGACGACCUCAAGUUAUCCUGUAACAAACGCAUCAAAGAAGCUGACCUUAAAAAUUCAGCCUCUCUUACUCUACAACAUAACCAAGACAAAGAACAAUAUCAAAAGGAUUUAGCCCGUGUCAAAAACGAAUAUGAUCGUUCGAAGCAAGCUGCAAUCGCCGAAAUGCAGACAGUUUUUGAUCAGCAGUUAGCUGAAGUCAAGAAUUGUCUUCCUGCGAUUCCAGACAUCAAGAUGGAAACUGACAACGCAGCCCAUUACGUAGAGAAACUUACUGAACAGGCUCGUGUAAUCAGCUCUUUACAGCAAGCUUUAGCUUCUCAUGACACUAAACAAACCACUAACACCGCUCCUUAUGAUACCACUUUGUGUACUUCUUAUAAUAAUUUUGUUACUUUCCUUGACCAUGUCAAAAACUUUAACGUUGCUGACGCCGUGUCAACCUUACCUAGCAGUAUUGUCUCGUUACUAACUUUCAUCUCCACUAUUGUUGGGACACGUUUACUUGCAAAACAUCGAGAACGUCUGCAACCUCAACAGUCGAAACGUUCGCCAUUAUGGACAUUUGGUGACGGCCCGGUUAAACAUUCCAUUAAUGUUUUAUUGACCGAAGCUCUUCCCACACUUCGCCUGAUGGUUGAUGGCCUACCAGUUCACGUACUUCUUGACACUGGAGCUUCCAUCAACGUUGCCCAUCAGCGAAUUGCUUCGAAAUUAGCAUCCUCAUUAACGGCACGACCAGUCCCUAAAGACGUAAUCGCGUCUUCCGCUAAUGGAAGUAGCAUUUCCCUCACCGCAUGUGUCUCCUUGGACAUAACCUUAGGAAAUGAGAAGAUUCACAUUGAGUGUUAUAUCAGUCCUGACAUUAACCAUGAUCUAAUCAUUGGCCAACCCGGCCUACGCAUGUUUGGAGAUUUUGCUAUCCAAUGGUCUACAGGAACCAUUCUCCUUGGAAACUACCGUUUUCCAAUUGAUAACACGUUUCCCUUUCGCACCACGAAAGAGGAAACUCUUAACCCUUUAAGUUCUUCUGUCAUUAAUCCUUCGAUAAUGACACAAUCCUUCACUGACGGCACUUCGGUGUACGCAAUCACUAAUCCCUACUUUAAAGGAAGCAAUCGUCUAGUUACCUAUAAUACAAUAUCCCCUAUUUACGGCGAUCGUAUUAACUUUCUCAUAGAUAACCACGGAAACAACCUCGUGGCCCUUCCUAAGAACACUUUUUUAGGAUAUGUAACAUUAAUUGAGACAGUUUCUGACUUUGAGAUCCGCAUAACCAAUAACGGUUACAGCAGUGAUGAAGCUGAUGUAUGUGAUAGACUACCACCUUACCCCUCGUCUUCGCAAGCACCCUUGUUAGAUAAGGAUGCAUUUGUAAAACUUGUUCAGGAACAGCCUGAUAUCUUAGAUACUACACAGCGUGGAACUUUUACAAACCUCUUAUGGACAUACAGAGAUGUCUUUUAUGAAUUUAACGCAACCCCUGGCCAAUACAACGGCCCUGAGCAACUUGCAUUAAAAACUAUAGAACAUGAUUUACCUCGCCCCAUACGGGCCCCGAGGUACACACUAGAAAAAGAGCAGGAAGUCGCUAAACAAGUAGAAGACAUGCUUAACCAUGAUAUGAUUGAGCCAUCACGCACUCCUUACUUAUCUAGAAUUAAUUUAGUUAAGAAGAAUAAUGAGUGGCGAUUUGUAGUUGACUUUCGUAAUAUUAAUAAAUUAAUACAGCCACAGUCACAUCACAUUCCGCGGAUCGACACUAUCCUCGAUAAAGCCGCUGGAAAAGCUUUCUACACCUCUCUUGAUCUGAAGAAUGGCUUUCACCAACUUACACUAGACAAGAAUAGCCGUUACUUUACCGGCUUCCCUACACACAUGGGAAUUUUCCAAUACAAACGUAUUCCUAUGGGACUCGUCGGUAGUCCCGAUUUUUUUAACCACGUCAUGGAACAAGUUUUCAGUGACACUAACAAUUUCGUCUAUCUUGACGAUAUCCUCCUUACUGACAAUAGUAUUACCGAGCACCUGACUAACAUUGAACAAGCCUUACACAAAGCCCACCGUUUUGGCCUCCGAUUUUCGCUUGCAAAAUGUCUUUUCUUUCAAUCAUCUUUAGAAUAUUUAGGUUUUCUCAUUUCGGGAGACGGCAUACGAACAAACCCCACGAAAACAGAAGCACUAUCGAAGAAACCCAUUCCUAGAAACGAAAAGGAACUUCGCUCCUUCUUAGGUGCCGCCAAUUACUAUAGAAAACACAUCCCAUCUUAUAGUUCAAUUGCUAACAUCCUCUACGAUUGCACAUCUAACUUUUUGUGGACUUCCCGUCACACGGAAGCUUUUGAAAAAUUAAAACAAGCAAUCAUAACUGCAUGCACACUCGCACCACCUAACCAGAAUCUACCCUUCACGAUUCUAACAGAUGCUAGUAUUCAAGGUAUUGGAGCCGCCCUCAUGCAAGAGAACCGUCCCAUAGCCUUUGCAUCCCGCACGCUGAAAAAAGCGGAACUAAUGUAUGCUCCAGUGCAACUGGAAGCUCUAGGCUUGGUAUUUGCUUUGAAGUCGUUUAGCCCAUACAUAUAUGGAAAAAGGACAACGAUCCUAACUGAUCAAUCCAGCUUGCUUAGUUUAAUGACCAAGAACGAUGUUUCUAACAUCCUAGACCGCUAUAAGACUUACAUAAUGGGAUUCGACCUUGAUAUUAAAUAUAUCAAAGGCACGGACAAUACCGUUGCCGACUAUCUUAGUCGCAACAUUUUUAACGUAGAACUAACGUCCACCACAUAUAUAGACGCUUUUCCUAGUGUCUCUAGUUACUUACAACUGCCAUAUCACAUAGAUGCAUUUACGAAAUACCUAAAUGAUAAAGAACGUUUACUUUACCUUAAUGGUAAAUUUUCGGCAAGAGGUAAAACACGCUUUUAUGUACCACAAAUUUUACGCUUCAUCCUCCUCACUCGGUGGCAUGAGCAUCCCCUGCUUGGAAACCAUAAUGGUUUCGACAAAGGAUCUGCUAAAUUUAAAGAAAUCUUCUCCUGGCCUUCCAUGGAUCAUGAUAUAAAGAAAUCCUGGUCAGCUUGUACUCAAUGUUUACAUAAUAAACAUCACCCGACUUUAGCAGCUCCGGUAGCAACAAAAGCAAUACCAUUACCUCCUUCUCCAUGGCACACACUCAGCUUAGAUCACAUAGUGAUUAGUGAAAAUCACUAUGCCUUAGUAAUCAUGGACGAAUUUAGUAAAUUCGUCAUAAUACGACGUACAGUUAACCUAGGUACGUUAGCGGUCAUUACAAUCCUUCAGGAAAUUAUCUUCCUUUUUGGCUGUCCAGUUAUUCUCAAAUCUGAUAAUGGACCCGCAUUUAUCUCUAGCAAUUUCAAAUCUUUUUGUAAUACAUUUGACAUAUCUCACCAUCAAGUUUCUGCGUAUAAUCAUCAAGGAAACGGAAUAGUAGAGCGAUUCAAUCGCACUAUUCGUGAGUCCAUCCGUUUAUAUAAACAAUCAACUUUAGAUGAAAUUUUAUGGACUUCUCAGUACGCUCAUAAUUUUGGUUACUUAACGACUCAGAAUGGGAAACCAAAGGAGUUUAUAUUGAACACACCUGAUAGAUGGUUAGAUGACGCUUAUAUCAACAAUCAACUAUCGGGGAGACAGGACCUUCUGUUAUUCAUGAAACAACAAUUACACCCGAAGAAACUGCCAGCAAACGAUAAAGAACCAAACAUACUGAAGAAAGGCACGAUAGUUUACAAAAGAAACCCGGCCGCCCAUAAAAAUGAUGCACAAUACGAUGGUCCUUUUGUCAUUCUUGAAAAUGUUCAUGGUGACUCCUAUUUUAUAUCAAAAACAUCUCGAAAUGGCAGGCCAAUUGGUCAACCAUUUAAGGCAAAUGCACGUUUAUUAAAGGUAGCACCAUCCAUAAUACAAAAACAGAUACUUCCACCACCUACAGAGACCAAUUCAGAUAUUUCGCAAGAAAUAGUCCCGACACUGCCAUCCCACCAAAAAAGGGGACGUCCUAAGAAACCAACUGUCACUGAAGAUUCUUUACCAUUAACUAACCCAAUAGUAAAAACCACGCGAAAACGUGGUCGUCCAAAGAAAAAGAUUACUACUGCAUCUAACACGGUCGAAAAAAACACACCGCGACCCCGUGGAAGACCCAAAAAGGUUAAUAAUUAG
This is a messenger RNA of Strongyloides ratti, 6321 nucleotides long. RefSeq names its product Reverse transcriptase domain and Integrase,catalytic core domain and Ribonuclease H-like domain and AT hook-like family and Aspartic peptidase domain-containing protein. The record is from RefSeq and is a predicted model, not a curated record. The transcript has 2 exons. Gene Ontology annotation, molecular function: DNA binding; aspartic-type endopeptidase activity. Gene Ontology annotation, biological process: DNA integration; proteolysis. Bases 1 to 6321 code for a protein of 2106 amino acids. Lineage: Eukaryota; Metazoa; Nematoda; Chromadorea; Rhabditida; Strongyloididae.